Molecule: messenger RNA, 2531 nt
Organism: Cuscuta campestris
Lineage: Eukaryota; Viridiplantae; Streptophyta; Magnoliopsida; Solanales; Convolvulaceae
Source: the annotation of a GenBank genome assembly
GAUAAAUAAAAUUAUAAUAAUAGUAGAGACGGAUGAAGUAUAUAUUUUUAAUAUUUUAACUCUCACUUUAAUGAGUUUAAUCCUUUUCUCGUGGCAGAACCUCACAAAGUCAAAGCUAUGAAAUUGACUUUUUUUUACAACGCACCAAAACGGUUGCCGGAAAAAAAAGAGCAGCGGCCGCGCCAGCUGAGCAAAGAAAAAUUAUCCAAUUUCUAGCAAAUCCCCGGCCGCGCGAAAUCUCUUCCUCUCUCUAGAUUCUGUCACUUCUGUUCUUCCUUUUAUCCGGUUCAAAGCAGGGGAAUUUAUACGUUAUCGGAGAGAAUCGGCGCCUCUGGCCGUUGAUUUGAUCCAGAGAUGUCGAAAUCCUUGCCGUAUUCGAUGAAAGACUUGCACUAUGACAACGGAAAGUUCCGGCAUCGAUCGGCAUCCAAGGCAAUUUCUCAAGCGCUCUUAACCAGUAAGGUUAACCGCAAUUUUGUAAAAUGCAGCACAGGGAAAUUUCUAGGUUUAUUAUUGAUUGGUGGUUUAGUAUAUCUCAUGAUGACCCAUACCAGCGCCCAUUAUUCUGGAUCUCAAGAUAUUGCAAAUGAUGGUGAGUCGAAGGAAGAAAAGAACUUCAUAGCCAAUGGAACAAAUCGACUUAAACGUCUUUUGAGAAGACCUCCUAAGCUCCCUCCUAGAUUAUCACCAGAUGAAAUAAUUCUGAGCAAUACAUCUACACAUGAGAACAUGAACUCAAGCGCUAAUUCCAAAUGGCAAUCAAAGCAGCAAAGAGUGAAGGACUCAUUUAUCCAUGCGUGGUCUGGGUACAAACGCUAUGCAAUGGGCUAUGAUGAGCUUAUGCCACUGAGCCACAGGGGAGUUGAUGGUUUGGGAGGUUUAGGAGCUACAGUUGUAGAUGCUUUAGACACAGCUAUGAUAAUGGGACUCGAUGAAAUUGUACAAGAAGCAGGCUCGUGGAUUGAAACACAGCUUCCUGAGAGGCUAAACGUGAAAGGCCAAGUAAAUUUAUUCGAAACUACAAUACGUAUUCUAGGUGGUCUUUUGAGUGCUUAUCAUUUGAGUGGUGGGGAAGAAGGAGGCAAUCCAUUAUACAAGGGACCGAAAUCAAAUAUCUAUCUGGAAAAUGCCAGGAACUUGGCGGAUCGUCUUCUCACUGCUUUCACAUCAAGCCCGUCUGAUAUCCCCUACAGUGAUGUGAUUUUGCAUGAAUGUUCUGCCCAUCCUGCUCCUGACGGGCUGAGCAGCACAGCUGAAGUGGCAUCUUUACAGCUUGAAUUUAAUUAUCUCAGUUUUCUAACUGGUGACCCAAAAUAUAGUACAGAAGCCAUGAAAGUUUUGCAGCACAUUAGAAUUCUCCCAAAACAUGAAGGACUGGUCCCCAUAUAUAUCAACCCUCAUUCAGGAAAGUUUAGUGGAGAAAAUAUUAGACUUGGAUCUCGCGGUGACAGCUACUACGAGUAUCUUAUUAAAGUUUGGCUUCAGCAACAAGGAAAAAACUGUUCAUACUUGUAUGAUAUGUAUUUGGAAGCAAUGAAGGGUGUUAGGCACCUUCUUGUGAGGAAAUCUGUUCCAAACGGGUUGGUGUUUGUGGGAGAAUUGCCUUAUGGGCCACAAGGUGGCUUUGUUCCAAAGAUGGAUCAUCUGGUUUGUUUCCUACCUGGUACACUAGCUAUUGGUGCCACAAAAGGUGUUACAAAAGAUAAAGCUAUGAGGGAGAACCUGCUCAAUUUUGAAGAUUUGGAAAAUCUCAAACUUGCAGAAGAUCUGGCCAAGACAUGUUUUGAAAUGUACUCUGUGACUUCCACUGGGCUUGCUCCGGAAAUAGCAUAUUUUAAUGAGGGACAUUCGGGGGGUGGUUCUGAUGGUGGAAACAAGAAUUCAAAAUAUGUGAAUGACAUAAUCAUAAAACCAGCUGAUCGUCACAAUCUCUUGCGUCCUGAAACUGUUGAAUCAUUAAUGAUAUUGUAUCGCAUUACGGAAGAUCCAAAAUACCGCGCGUGGGGCUGGGAAAUUUUUGAGGCCUUUGAGAAACACACCAUGCUUGAUUCUGGAGGUUACACUUCUCUUGAUGAUGUCACCGUAAUCCCACCCCCGAGAAGGGACAAGAUGGAGACUUUUUUCCUCGGCGAAACUCUAAAAUACCUUUACUUGCUCUUCGGGGACAGCAACGUCAUUCCCUUAGAUCAGUUUGUAUUCAACACAGAGGCUCAUCCCAUUCCCAUCAAACCAAACUCAUUCCAAACAUGAAUGAAUGCCACACUUUAAAAAAAUGUAUAAUUUUGGCCAUCUGGGGAAGAAAGAAAUGGAGCCUGGGUUUUUUUUACAGCUGAGGUCAUGUUUUCCUGUUGCUCUCCUGAGUUUGACACAUACUGAAUGCUAAAGGAGGGAUAUAGUUACUAUUACAGUCUAUAUAUGUACUAUAUUGUGUAACUUUUUUUGCAUUGAAGCAAUUAAUUAUAGUGUUCUUUCCUUUGUAAAAAUUUUGGGCAACCAAUAUUUUUACUACGGGUAGGUUCUUUGGUCGGAAA